CCAAGUAUUGGUCUCUGGUCUUUAUGUGUAGGCGUUGUGUUCUUAAACUGACUUUCUUCUUUUCUUUUCUUUUUUUUCAGAAAACGUUCACAACUUUUUCUCUUACAUUUUAAUUUAAUUUUUUUGGGGUUUAAUUUAACUCUAAAUUUCAUUCAUCUUUUUCUUCAAAUGUUCUCAUCUGAUGGGUGCUUAAUUGAUUAAGUAACUCAUUAUUCGAAAACAAAAAUAGCUGGGAAAAAAAAACAUGAAGAAGAAGUUCAUCAUAUCAGGAGACCAAGCUAUUUCAUGGCGUUGUUUCACUUUGUUCAUAUUCUCCCUUAUGAUUUCAGCUAAUGUUGUCAAUGGAGAUUCACUAGAAACAGACAAGGAAGCUCUGUUGAAUUUGAAAGCAUUCCUUGAAGAACACAAUCGAGUAAACCGAGGAAUAUAUUCAGAAUGGAAUGUUGAUAAAUCCAUUUCACCAUGUCAAUGGCAAGGAAUCUCUUGUUCUUCAUCGUCUGUUGUUGGACAACAAAGAGUCAUUGGUAUAAACUUGUCUGAAAACAACAUUUCUGGGGAAAUUUUCCAUAAUUUCUCAGCUUUAACAAAUCUUCAACACCUCGAUCUCUCGAGCAACACCAUCGGCGGAGCCUUACCGGACGAUUUGAACCGAUGCAAAAGCCUUGUGUACCUCAACUUGUCACAUAAUAUCCUUGGAGGAAACCUAGUGUUUAAAGGGUUGAAUCGUUUAGAAAAGCUUGAUUUGUCUACGAACAGGUUUAAUGGCGAUAUCAAAGUUAGUUUCCCAGGGAUUUGCCAGAAUCUGAUUGUUGCAAACCUUUCAACUAACAAUUUCACUGGUGAAAUCGAUAGCUGCUUUGAUGAAUGCUGGAACUUGAUGCAUCUUGAUUUGAGUUCCAACAAUUUUUCUGGUAGUUUAUGGAGUGGAUUUUCGAGGCUUGUUGGAUUUUCAGUGUCGGAGAACUCUAUUUCCGGGGUGGUUUCGGGUUCGAUGUUUGCAGACAAUUGUAGUUUACACGAUUUAGACCUGUCUGAAAACAAGUUUCAUGGUGAACUUCCAGGCGAGAUAUCAAACUGCAGGGAUUUGGUUAUCUUGAAUGUAGGGGGAAACAACUUUACAGGGCCAAUUCCAUCAGAAUUGGGAUCGAUUUCCAGUAUUGAAGCCUUGUUCUUAGGGGACAACAGGUUUUCGAGUUCGAUACCAGAAUCUUUACUGAACUUAACGAAUUUGGAGUUCUUGGAUGUGAGCAAACACAGUUUUGGUGGGGAGAUUCAAAAGAUUUUUGGGAGAUUCAAACAGGUGAAGUUUCUGUUGUUACAUGGAAAUGCAUACACAGGAGGGAUCGAUACGUCCGGUAUUCUCAAGCUACAGAACAUUUCUCGAUUAGACCUGAGUAAUAAUCGAUUCUCUGGUUCAUUGCCUGUUGAAAUUUGUCAAAUGCCAAGCUUGAAUUUCUUGAUGCUGUCCAACAAUCAGUUUACAGGUAGUAUACCACCUGAAUAUGGAAACUUCUCACAGUUACAAACUCUAGACCUGUCCUUCAACCGGCUUUCGGGAUCGAUCCCACCCGAGCUCGGGAAACUGAACUCUCUGUUAUGGUUGAUGCUUGCAAACAACUCUCUUAGUGGCGAAAUUCCUUCAGAGAUUGGGAACUGCACUAGCUUGUUAUGGCUAAAUCUUGCUAACAAUCAACUAUCUGGAAGAAUCCCUCCUGAGUUGGCUAAGAUUGGAAGAAGCGCUACCCGAACAUUUGAGUUGAAUCGGUUGCGCAACGACACGAUCAUUGCUGGUUCGGGAGAGUGCUCGGCAAUGAUGAGGUGGAUACCAGCAGACUAUCCACCUUUCAGUUUUGUGUAUACAAUUCUCACUAGGAAGAGUUGUAGGAGCAUAUGGGACAGGUUGCUUAAAGGCUACGGUCUUUUCCCAGUUUGCACUGCAGGUUCAACGGUUAGGACACUUCAAAUCUCGGGAUAUCUUCAACUUAGCGGUAACCAGUUUUCGGGUUCGAUCCCUUCGGAUAUCGGUACAAUGCAGAAUUUCAGUAUGCUGCACUUGGGUUUCAAUGACUUCAGUGGUGAACUGCCUGCACAGAUUGGUCAGUUGCCACUUGUUGUCCUGAAUAUAACCCGAAACCAGUUUUCGGGACUAAUUCCAGCAGAGAUUGGCAAUAUCAAAUGCUUGCAGAAUCUAGAUUUGUCAUACAAUAACUUUUCUGGCAUAUUUCCAACAAGUUUCAGCAACCUGACCGAUCUCACCAAGUUCAACAUUUCGUACAAUCGGUACAUUUCUGGGGUUGUUCCAACAACCGCACAAUUCGGAACGUUCGAGAAAGACUCGUACCUUGGAAAUCCGCUACUGGAUGUUCCAGAUUUCAUGGAUAAUAAAACAGAUCAUUUACCCAACCAUAAUGGUACACGAAAAAGAUCAGCCAGAUUUGCUGUGCUUAUAGUGGCAGUAGCUCUCACACUAACUGCUCUCGCUUUUGUGGUUCUAUCGGUUUUGGUUUGCAGACAGGUGAAUUCCCGAUCCGAACCCCAGAGAUAUCUCUUACAAGAUACGAAGUAUCGACCUGAUCUAGCAUCUAGCUCUAGUGGAUCAUCGGAUACUAUCAAGGUCAUCCGUUUGGACAAAACAGCUUUUACACAUGCUGAUAUUUUGAGGGCCACAAGUAACUUUUCGGACGAUAGGAUUCUCGGAAAAGGAGGGUUCGGGACAGUGUACCGAGGUGUAUUGCCGGAUGGAAGAGAAGUAGCAGUAAAAAAGCUACAAAGAGAAGGAAUUGAAGGUGAAAAGGAGUUCAGGGCUGAAAUGGAAGUUCUCAGUGGCAAUGGCUUUGGUUGGCCACAUCCUAACCUUGUAACGCUCUAUGGUUGGUGCCUUCAUGGAUUAGAGAAAAUAUUGGUGUAUGAAUACAUGGGAGGUGGGAGUUUGGAAGAUAUUAUAUCGGACCGAAUCCGAUUAACAUGGUGGAAACGGAUCGAUAUCGCGGUUGAUAUUGCACGAGCAUUAGUGUUCUUACAUCAUGAAUGCUACCCCGCCAUUGUUCACCGAGAUGUUAAGGCUAGCAAUGUCCUGUUAGAUAAAGAUGGUAGGGCUAGAGUCACGGAUUUCGGUCUUGCGAGAAUUGUCGAUAUUGGCGAUAGCCAUGUCAGCACAAUGGUGGCGGGAACUGUCGGUUAUGUAGCACCGGAAUACGGGCAGACAUGGCAAGCUACGACAAAAGGUGAUGUGUACAGCUAUGGAGUAUUAGCAAUGGAACUUGCAACCGGUCGACGAGCUGUGGACGGAGGUGAAGAAUGCCUGGUGGAAUGGGGCAAACGUAUUAUGGGAAAGGGACGAAAUGUAUCAAGUCGAGCUGUGAUACCGGUUAUGCUUUUGGGAUCAGGACUGUCGGUUGGUGCCGAGGAGAUGUUUGAGCUGCUUCGGAUCGGGGUCCGAUGCACGGCCGAAGCUCCACAAGAUAGACCGAACAUGAAAGAGGUGUUGGGUAUGUUAAUUAGAAUCACAAGCAACCGAGCAGAUUUCAACUAUGGCAUCUCAUGAUAAUUGUCGUAGGAUGUCAAAUAAUAACUCAUAAAUAUAUACAAAUAAUUAAAAUACACAAGAAAUUGUAUUCUUAUUGUUGUAAUUCUUCUUGUAAACAAAACUUUCCUAUUCAUUAUGUUGAAAGAAUUUAAUCAAUUUUUUU
Messenger RNA from Gossypium raimondii (Peruvian cotton), 3689 nucleotides. RefSeq names its product probable LRR receptor-like serine/threonine-protein kinase At1g74360. The record is from RefSeq and is a predicted model, not a curated record. The coding region runs from base 245 to 3544 and encodes 1099 amino acids. Lineage: Eukaryota; Viridiplantae; Streptophyta; Magnoliopsida; Malvales; Malvaceae. Gene Ontology annotation, biological process: protein phosphorylation. The transcript is spliced from 2 exons. Gene Ontology annotation, molecular function: protein binding; protein kinase activity; ATP binding.